CUAAUGGAAAUAACACACACCACCCUCAGUCGGCUCGCAACAAUAAGGACCCGGACCUUUAAAAAAAUUCUAAUGUGGCCUCAGAAUGAGGAAGAAAAAUUGAAGCCACGUUCAAAGAGGAAGAGAACUUUUGCAAGAACAAGUGUUGGCACAGCACUUCUGAUCAUUACCUUAUUGCAAAAUACAUCAAUCACAAGCUUACAAGAAACACUAUUUCAGCAUGCCAAUCACUUUUGCAGGUAUGAGUACUAUAAAAGUGAGCUCAGACACAUGCUGCCGAACAGUGAGCUGCUUUCUUAAGGAAGACUGAGCUGAAACUGUACCCAACAUGGGCCGAGUAUUCAUUUUGGCAUGUUUUGCCAUCUUGCUGGUGUUUCACUGCAGCUCUGCUUUCGAACUGGUUUGCUAUUUCACCAACUGGGCUCAGUACAGACCAGACAAAGGGCAAUUCUUCCCUAAGAACAUUGAUCCCAAACUUUGCACUCAUCUUGUUUAUGCAUUUGCUGGAAUGGAUAACAACAAGAUCACAACAGUGGAGUGGAAUGAUGAGACGCUCUACAAAGAGUUCAAUGCUCUCAAACAAAUGAAUCCAAAACUGAAGACACUUUUAGCUAUUGGUGGAUGGACAUUUGGCAGUGCAAAGUUCUCUACCAUGGUAUCUACUUCUCAGAAUCGUCACACAUUUAUUCAGUCUGUGGUUUCGUACCUGCGCAAGCAUGCUUUUGAUGGCCUAGACCUAGAUUGGGAAUAUCCUGGAGCCAGAGGCAGCCCUGCAAUUGAUAAACAGCGCUUCACUUCCUUGGUUCAGGAAACAAUGAAAGAAUUCCAGGCAGAAGCCCAACGAACAGGAAAGGAAAGGCUGUUGCUGACUGCUGCUGUGGCAGCUGGGAAGCAAACUGUUGACAAUGCCUAUGAAGUUGACAAGAUCUCCCAGUCUCUGGACUUCAUUAACCUCAUGUCAUACGACUUCCAUGGAGCUGCAGAAGGUGUCACAGGACAUGUCAGCCCUUUGUACCCUGACACUGACAAUGCAGUGAAAUACUGGAAGAGCCAAGGAGCACCAAGCGAAAAGCUCAUCAUGGGAAUGCCUGCCUAUGGGCGAAGCUUUACACUUUCUUCCUCACAAACUGGAGUUAAUGCACCAGCCUCAGGGCCUGGGACCCCUGGUACAUACACCAGAGAGGAUGGAUUCUUGGCCUAUUAUGAGAUCUGUACCUUUAAAAAAGGUGCCACCACGAAAGUGAUUCCAGAGCAGAAGGUUCCAUAUUCUUUCAAGGGAAACCAGUGGGUUGGGUACGAUGAUGUGGAUAGCAUUAAAACUAAGGUCAAAUAUCUGAAGGAAAACAAUCUGGGAGGUGGCAUGGUUUGGGCCAUGGAUCUAGACGACUUCAGCGGUUCUUUCUGUGACCAAGGAGCAUACCCACUUCUUAAGGCUAUGAAGUCAGAGCUUGGCUUCACAGAUUAGUCAAUGUCAUUAUACUUGCUUUCCUUGAAGUCAUCCCUCAGUCACAAGGCCUGCAGAGAACUAAAUAUUUACACAACACUCUCACUUCACUCUUGUUUCCUGUUCUAUAGCAAUGUCAAGACAGGUAGUUGCACCAAUGAUGUAAGAACAAAACAAGCAAGACAUCUGUAAAAGGGGAAGUAUCUUCUUUAAUGUGAUCUCCAAGCCUGCAUUUGGUCUUCUGCAUGUGCUAUAAUAAACUUCUUUGCCCUGAAAAA
This is a messenger RNA of Rhineura floridana, 1722 nucleotides long. RefSeq names its product chitotriosidase-1-like. The coding region runs from base 329 to 1465 and encodes 378 amino acids. Gene Ontology annotation, biological process: chitin catabolic process; carbohydrate metabolic process. The transcript has 10 exons. The record is from RefSeq and is a predicted model, not a curated record. NCBI's taxonomy places the organism in Eukaryota, Metazoa, Chordata, Lepidosauria, Squamata, Rhineuridae. Gene Ontology annotation, molecular function: chitin binding; chitinase activity. Gene Ontology annotation, cellular component: extracellular region.